Molecule: messenger RNA, 386 nt
Organism: Hipposideros armiger (great roundleaf bat)
Lineage: Eukaryota; Metazoa; Chordata; Mammalia; Chiroptera; Hipposideridae
Gene: CENPH
Product: centromere protein H
Exons: 5
Coding region: 78-386 (102 amino acids)
Biological process (GO): chromosome segregation; kinetochore assembly; mitotic spindle organization
Cellular component (GO): kinetochore; nucleus
Molecular function (GO): kinetochore binding
Source: RefSeq, a predicted model, not a curated record
AUUUAGUGGCGGGAAAAGCGGCUUCUUUUUGAGACGGCGUCUGCAGGUCCUACGCGGUAUUUCUUAGAGCCAGCCAGAUGGAGAAGCCAUCCGAGGAGCAAGCGGCCGCCGAGCUCGCGGACUCCGUAGGGGAAGGCGGGCCGUCGUCGGUCGCUGACGCCCAGGCAGCGCGUCUGGAGGACCAUGUGACUCUGUUGCUCAGGCUGAGAGCACAAACCAAACAACAACUCUUGGAAUAUAAAUCAAUGGUUGAUGCACAUGAAGAAAAAACUCCAGAAGACAUCAUUCCAGAAAAGCAAAUUGAAACUAAAAUCGAAGACCUGGAAAAUGAAAUUGAAGAGGCGAAAGUUGCUUUUGAAAUGAAAAAGUUUGCAUUAGACAGGUAG